This is a messenger RNA of Ziziphus jujuba (common jujube), 1177 nucleotides long. RefSeq lists its product as uncharacterized. The coding region runs from base 143 to 778 and encodes 211 amino acids. The record is from RefSeq and is a predicted model, not a curated record. The transcript has 2 exons. NCBI's taxonomy places the organism in Eukaryota, Viridiplantae, Streptophyta, Magnoliopsida, Rosales, Rhamnaceae.
UAAAUUCAUUUCAUACAUUAUUUGUAUUCUUCCCAGAACAUAUUCUCUCUUUUAAAGUCACACAUUUUUUUUGACUUCGGUUCCUUUUUUUUCCUUCUUUCUUCACACCCCUUUCUCGAACAUCAACAACAAGAACAAGAACAUGAAUGGCUACAGAGAAGAAAAUUCCUACUGUUAUUUCCACCCCAGUGAAGCUGUUGUGGGUGUUUGUCCACUGUGCCUGAAUGAGAGGCUUCUGAUCUUGGCCUCCAGAAAAGGCCACCACCACCACCAUUCAUCAGCAACAACAGCAAGAGCUUCUUACAGGGCUCAAAAUGUCAUGCACAAUAAGAAGCCCUCCAUUUCCUUCCCGAAGAUCUUUGCUUUCAGCUCUUUUCUCAAUCGGCUUGAAUUUCUUCCUUGGAAAUCCGAUUACUCUGAUCAUGAUGUCUCCACCAGUCAAGAAGAUUCAUUCAUAUCAAUCAAGUUUGAAGAGAAUGGUGUUGCUUCAUGGGAAAAAAACACAGUCUCUAAGGUAGCCCUUGAAAACUGCAACAAUAUGUCCUGGAAUCACAGCUUUAACAAGGAGACCAACAAGGAGUCAAAGACUGUGAUAGAGCAUGGGAAACCACGUGCCUCUUCACUUAGAUGGCGGAAGCGGAUUGGUCAUCUAUUCCAGCUAAUCAGAUGGAAGAGAACCAACAAAGGGAACGUGUGCCACGUCAGCAGCAAAGUGGAAGGAGUCAAGGUGAGAAAAGGUUGGAUAAGAAAUCUGACACAGAAGAGAACCGUGGAAUAAAAGAAGGAAGCAGAGAGAAAGUGACAAAAGAGGUUUUUCCUCCACCAUAUUACCUCUCUCUCUCUCUCUCUCUCUCUCUCUCUGUGGGCAGUAUAACACCCAAAGUGGCUGUAAAGUCAUAUAUUAUUGAGAGGGUAUAGAGUCAAAAUUGUUACUUUUCAGCGCUACAUAAAAUUGUGCUUUCUUUGCUUCAUGAAAAACUCUUUGGGGGUGGUUCUUUAUACUUUUCAGCACUACAUAAAAUUGUGUUUUCUCCGUUUUCUUUAUUCUUCAUUAUUCUUUAUAUAAAUGGUACAGGCUGUAAAAGGAUUCUUGAAAGCAUGCUUUGGUUUCACGAUGAAUGGUAUGUAUAUAUAUAUAUAUAUAAAGAAUAAGAGAAAUUUGUGAAUUUUCUUUGUA